UCUGUGUCAUUGUUGCAUGACAUUCCACUUGGCACAGGGUUUAUUUUUAGCCAGAGACUAUCAAAGUAUUUUUCAGUGGGACUGUCACUGCUCUUGAACAAGGAAUCGUAUUACCGCAAGACUUUGCUGAAACAAAGAAGAUACAUUGAACAAAUGGGAAAUUAUAAAUCUAGACCAACACAAACUUGUACUGAUGAAUGGAAGAAGAAAGUUAGUGAAUCAUAUGCUAUAAUCAUAGAACGAUUAGAAGAUGACCUGCAAAUCAAAGAAAAGGAGCUGGUGGAACUGAAGCAUGUUUUUAGCUCUGAUGAAGCAUUCUGCAAAGUAAAUUUAAAUUACCGCACAGAAAAUGGACUCUCUCUUCUUCAUUUAUGUUGCAUAUGUGGGGGUAACAAAUCACAUAUUAGAACUCUUAUGCUAAAAGGACUGCGCCCAUCCAGGUUAACAAGAAAUGGAUUUACUGCUCUGCACUUGGCAGCUUACAAGGACAAUGCAGAACUCAUAACAGCACUGCUGCAUGGUGGAGCUGAUAUUCAGCAGGUUGGAUAUGGAGCCUUGACAGCCCUUCAUAUUGCCACAAUAGCUGGUCAUCAUGAGGCUGUUGAUAUUCUUUUGCAGCAUGGAGCUUAUGUGAACGUUCAGGAUGCAGUAUUUUUCACCCCAUUGCAUAUUGCUGCAUAUUAUGGUCAUGAACAGGUAACUCAUCUCUUGCUAAAAUUUGGAGCUGAUGUGAAUGCAAGUGGGGAAGUUGGAGACAGACCUCUCCAUUUAGCUUCUGCCAAAGGCUUUCUCAAUAUUACAAAGCUCUUGAUGGAAGAGGGAAGCAAAGCUGAUGUGAAUGCUCAGGACAACGAAGAUCAUGUUCCUCUGCACUUCUGCUGUCGAUUUGGACACCAUGAAAUUGUAAAAUUCUUACUCCAGAGCAGUUUUGAAGUUCAACCACAUGUGGUUAAUAUCUAUGGAGACACACCUUUACAUCUCGCUUGUUACAAUGGAAAGUUUGAAGUUGUAAAGGAAAUAAUUCAGCUCUCAGGAACAGAAAGUCUCACUAAAGAAAAUAUAUUCAGUGAAACGGCUUUCCACAGUGCUUGUACCUAUGGAAAGAACAUAGAACUUGUAAAAUUUCUUCUUGACCAGAAUGUUGUAAGCAUAAAUCACCAGGGAAGAGAUGGACAUACAGGAUUACACUGUGCUUGCUAUCACGGUCAUAUUCGUCUAGUACAGUUUUUACUGGAUAAUGGAGCUGAUAUGAAUCUGGUAGCAUGUGAUCCCAGCAGGUCCAGUGGAGAAAAGGAUGAACAGACCUGUUUGAUGUGGGCUUAUGAGAAAGGUCAUGAUGCCAUUGUGACCCUUCUGAAGCAUUAUAAACGACCUCAAGAUGAAUCACCAUGUAAUGAAUAUUCACAGCCUGGGGGAGAUGGCUCCUAUGUGUCAGUUCCAUCCCCUCUAGGAAAAAUUAAAAGCAUGACUAAAGAAAAGGCAGAUGUUCUUCUCCUCCGUGCUGGUUUACCAUCACACUUCCAUCUUCAGCUCUCUGAAAUAGAGUUCCAUGAGAUUAUUGGCUCAGGGUCUUUUGGAAAAGUAUAUAAGGGACGAUGCAGAAAUAAAAUUGUAGCAAUUAAACGCUACCGAGCCAAUACCUACUGCUCCAAAUCUGAUGUGGACAUGUUUUGCCGUGAAGUUUCCAUUCUCUGUCGACUGAAUCAUCCAUGUGUCAUCCAGUUUGUUGGAGCUUGUUUAGAUGACCCAAGUCAGUUUGCAAUAGUCACUCAGUAUAUUUCUGGAGGAUCACUUUUCUCCCUGCUUCAUGAACAGAAGAGAACUCUCGAUCUGCAGUCUAAAUUAAUCAUUGCUGUAGAUGUAGCUAAAGGUAUGGAGUACCUCCACAAUCUCACACAACCAAUCAUACAUCGUGAUUUGAACAGUCAUAAUAUUCUUCUGUAUGAGGAUGGACAUGCAGUUGUUGCUGAUUUUGGAGAAUCAAGAUUUUUGCAAUCCCUGGAUGAAGACAACAUGACAAAACAACCUGGGAACCUACGCUGGAUGGCCCCUGAAGUGUUCACUCAGUGUACAAGAUACACCAUAAAAGCUGAUGUUUUCAGCUAUGCUUUGUGUCUCUGGGAGCUGCUAACAGGUGAAAUUCCAUUUGCUCACCUAAAACCAGCAGCGGCGGCAGCAGACAUGGCAUACCACCACAUUCGCCCGCCCAUCGGGUACUCCAUCCCCAAGCCCAUCUCUGCCCUACUGAUGAGAGGCUGGAACGCCUGCCCUGAGGGAAGACCAGAAUUUUCAGAAGUGGUCACGAAAUUAGAAGAAUGUCUGUGCAAUAUUGAGUUAAUGUCUCCAGCCUCUAGCAACAGCAGUGGUUCUCUGUCUCCUUCCUCAUCUUCGGACUGUCUCGUUGCACGUGGGGGUCCUGGCCGUAGUCAUGUUGCAGCAUUACGUAGUCGUUUUGAGUUGGAAUAUGCUUUAAAUGCAAGAGCUUAUGCUGUUUGGUCACAGAGCACUGGGCAACACCUUUCUCAGGGUCUUUCUUUGGAUGACAUGAGAAGAAACUUCCAGUACCCACCGAUUGACAAAAAUGGUUACGUGUCGGAUCCCAUGAGUACCAUGAGAUUUCAUUCCUGCAGCAGCAGUGGUAGCUUUGAAGAAAGCAGCUGACAGCAUUGAACCGCCUUCCUGCAGAAAGUCACCAAAAACCAGCAGCAACUGUUCUUACCAUAUCAGCCCAACUCCCAAGCAACGUGUGCUAUAUUGACAGUCCCUAAACUGAACCCAGUAUUUGCUGACAAUGAAUGUCCCUCUCAUGUUAUGUGCUAGCAUCUUUUUCUGCUGACCUUGAGGGGGCUUUUUAUUUUGGUGGUGUGCAUCUACCCUUUAGCAAAGUGAAUGCCUGCACUUCCAGCCUGAGCAUUAAAAAUCUGAAGAGGUGGAAGUAAAGGUGUGUCUGUUAAAGUUUCAAAGCUCUGCUGCAAGUCAUUGUUACCUGGCUCCGCACCCCCUGGCCAGCAGCUGCCCUGGAGCCCCAGCCUGCCUCACCACUGCAAGAAGCAGCCUGUCCCUCCUGCCACCAUGCCAGGCCAGCCUCCAGGUCCCAGCUCCUGAACGAGAUUGUCUCUUUUUUGAGCUCCCCAUAGUCACAGAAACACCCUGUCCCUCAUUCUCAGUACUUCAGGCUCACACAGCUUGCUGGCACAGCAGCCCCACUACAUCUUUUCUGAGCCCUGAUCUGCGGUUGCUUUCCUGCUGAGAAUAAUGAGGUACUUGGGUAGCCAUCAUAACUGUACUCUUCCAGACAUUUCUGUCUUCUCAUCUGCUUCCUUGUUUUGGUCUGAGUUCUGUUUUUUUUUGUCUUAAAAAGUACAUGCUUUAGUUCGGUCAUUUGGUAACACAAAAGCCACAUGGGAAAUUCAAAACGAACUUUUCACCAGAAGAGUGACACGCAAAUCAAAUCCCAAACCACCUAUGUUUACUGCAGACAGGUAAAAUCAUUGUCCCACAAGUGUGAUAAUCCUAAAGCAGAACAGAGCUACACUUUUCACUCAAAGCAGUUCCGAGGCAAAGUGCCAUCUACUGCGUGCUGAAUGUGCCUGCCAGGACUGGGUUUGCAACACAUUUCUCACUGGAAGUUUUAAAAAAAAAAAAAAAAAAAAAAAAAAAAAGGGGGAAGGGCAAGACAACUUGAAUUCUUCUAGAAGCAAUUAUACAGUUAACAUUACGCUGUUAUUUUUCUGGAAUCUGUUUUGAAAAUAGCAAAAUUUUGCUGCAAGCAACGCUGCUAUAAUAUUAUUCCUUAAUUGCAUUUGAAUACACAACUGUCAUGUUAGGUGGGUAGAAAUGUGGGUUCAUGAUUACUGCAUGUUGCUCUGUGGAUAUUAUUCAGGAUGUUGGGUUCUUAUGACCACAGUGUCUGAACCGAGCUCUGUGAUAAGGCAUUGUGCAGUGUGACAGACACGGUCUAUAAGUUAGUAAUAAGCUCUGCUGACUCAUGUCUUGCAUGCUGUUAGUUUCAUAAUUCUGAAGCAAUAAAAAUGGGGAAGGUUUCACUUA
Molecule: messenger RNA, 4050 nt
Organism: Oxyura jamaicensis (ruddy duck)
Lineage: Eukaryota; Metazoa; Chordata; Aves; Anseriformes; Anatidae
Product: serine/threonine-protein kinase TNNI3K
Exons: 25
Coding region: 154-2661 (835 amino acids)
Biological process (GO): regulation of transcription by RNA polymerase II; protein phosphorylation
Cellular component (GO): nucleus
Molecular function (GO): protein kinase activity; RNA polymerase II-specific DNA-binding transcription factor binding; ATP binding
Source: RefSeq, a predicted model, not a curated record